Anguilla rostrata (American eel) is the source of this 4028-nucleotide messenger RNA. RefSeq names its product ligase IV, DNA, ATP-dependent (gene lig4). The coding region runs from base 130 to 2859 and encodes 909 amino acids. NCBI's taxonomy places the organism in Eukaryota, Metazoa, Chordata, Actinopteri, Anguilliformes, Anguillidae. Gene Ontology annotation, biological process: double-strand break repair via nonhomologous end joining; nucleotide-excision repair, DNA gap filling; immunoglobulin V(D)J recombination. The transcript has 2 exons. Gene Ontology annotation, cellular component: DNA ligase IV complex; DNA-dependent protein kinase-DNA ligase 4 complex. The record is from RefSeq and is a predicted model, not a curated record. Gene Ontology annotation, molecular function: ATP binding; DNA binding; DNA ligase (ATP) activity.
CAAUACGUUGUUGCAGAACGACUCCCUGCACAGGUGGCUUCCGGCGUGGCUAUAAUAACCCGGAAAUGGUUUUGUUAACUGAAGAGGAAAAGAAGUCACAGACCACUUCCAGAUGUGUCACCUGUCAAAAUGGCAGCAGCACUGGACACCAAAUCAGGAUCUGAAGGCUCUGUUGCUGCUGAAGUACCCUUUCAUCAUUUGUGCACCACUUUGGAAAAAAUACAAAAGGCCAAACUCAGACCAGAUAAAACUAAGUGUCUGAGAGACUUCCUGGAUUCCUGGAGAAAGUUCCAUGCUGCUCUCCACAAAGAUAACCCAAACACCACAGACUCAUUUUACCCAGCUAUGCGUCUCAUAGUUCCCUCGUUUGAGCGAGAGAGGAUGGCCUAUGGCAUAAAGGAAAACAUGCUGGCUAAACUCUACAUCGAUGUUUUGGGUCUUCCGAAGAACGGUCCUGAAGCACAUAAACUUCUCAAUUACCGCGCUCCUACUACAUCGCAAGGAGAAGCUGGGGAUUUUGCCCUUAUGGCCUACUUUGUUUUGAAGAAAAGGUGCACAAGUCAGGGGAAUCUAACCAUUAAAGAGGUGAACGACUUCUUGGACUCGGUUGCUCUGAAUAACGCAAGUAAGCAGAAGGAUUUGGUGAAAAAGAACCUGUUGCACCUGAUCACCCAGAGCUCAGCCCUGGAGCAGAAGUGGCUGAUCCGCAUGAUUCUGAAAGACAUGAAGCUUGGGAUGAGCAAAGAGACGGUCCUGCAUGUCUUCCACCGCGACGCGGCCGAGCUCUACAACGUCACCACGGACCUGGACAAAGUGUGCCGGCAGCUCCAUGACCCCUCUGUGUCCCUCAGCGAGGUGUCCAUCGGGCUCUUCUCGGCUUUCAGGCCUAUGCUGGCAGCAGUCGCCAACGUGAAACAGGUGGAGAAGCAGAUGAACAACCGGAGCUUCUUCAUCGAGACCAAGCUGGACGGCGAGCGCAUCCAGGUGCACAAGGACGGGGAUGUGUACAAGUAUUUUACACGCAACUCCUAUGAGUACACACAGCAGUUCGGGGCCUCGCCAUUACAGGGUUCUCUGACGCCCUUCAUUCACAAUAUCUUCAAGCCCCAUGUGAGGAACUGCAUCUUGGAUGGUGAGAUGAUGGCAUACAACCUCACUGUUGAUGCCUUCAUACAGAAAGGCACAAAGUUUGACAUUAAGAGGUUAGUUGAUGACUCUGAACUGCAGACCUGUUUCUGUGUCUUUGAUGUCUUGCUACUCAAUGACCAGAAGUUGGGAAAUGAAACUCUGAAGAAGCGGGACGAGAUGCUUCAGACGGUCUUCACCCCGAUAAAGGGCCGGAUGCAGCUGGUGCAGAAAACCGAAGCCAAAACAAUGCAGGAAGUGGUGGACGCCCUCAAUGAAGCGAUUGACAACCGGGAAGAAGGAAUCAUGGUGAAGGACCCACUGUCCAUCUACAAGCCAGACAAACGAGGGGAGGGUUGGCUGAAGCUCAAGCCAGAGUAUAUGGACGGCCUGAUGGACGAACUUGACUUGCUGAUCAUCGGGGGGUACUGGGGAAAAGGCAGGCGGGGUGGGAUGAUGUCCCACUUCCUGUGUGCAGUUGCUGAGACUCCUGAACCUGGAGAGAAGCCAUCGGUGUUCCAUUCUUUUUGCCGUAUUGGUUCAGGUUACACUAUGAAGGAGCUUUACGACCUGGGCUUGAAACUGGCCAAGCACUGGAAAGUCUACCGUAAGAAUGAUCCCCCAGCAUCGAUCCUUUGUACUACAGAGAAACCAGAGGUGUACAUUGAACCCUGGGAUUCUGUGAUCAUUCAGGUUAAAGCAGCCGAAAUAGUCGACAGUGACAUGUAUAAGACAAAUUGCUCGCUUCGAUUUCCCAGGAUCGAGAGGAUGAGGGAGGAUAAGGAAUGGCAUCAGUGCAUGACUUUAGCGGACCUGGAGCAGUACAGAAGCAAGUCUUCCGGGAAGUUAGCAUCGAGACACCUUCUUCUCAAUGAUGACGAGCCACAGAAGAAGAAGCGGAAGCUAGUGGCAAAGCCUAAGAAAGCCAUCGGGAUAAUAGACCAUUUUAAGGCACAGGACCUGUCUGGUGUGGCGAAAGAGACUGACAUGUUUGAGGAUGUGGAGUUCUGCGUAUUGAAUGGGAAUGAUGAGCACUCCAAGGCCGAUCUGGAGAAGGGGGUAGCCAGUUGUGGAGGCAUCGUAGUCCAGAACCCAGGCAAGGACACCUACUGCGUGAUAGCUGCUGUGGAGAACAUGAGGGUGAAGAACCUGAUUGCCGCCGACCAGCAUGACGUGGUGUGGGCCACCUGGCUGCUUGAGUGCCUGGAGAGGAAGCAGGUGGUUCCGUGGCAACCCCGUCACAUGAUCCAUAUGUCUCCACCCACAAAGGAACACUUUGCCAAGGAGUACGACCAGUUCGGGGACAGCUACUCGGCUAACACGGAUGAGCAGCAGUUGAAAGAGGUCUUUGGGAGGAUCCGCAUGAAGGAGGAAGACUUGCCUUCCAUCGCAGAUGUAGAAGCAAGGUACGGCCUGGAUGACCUUCCCACAAGCAUGUUCAGACCCUUCAGAGUGUACAUGGACCGUUGCUCUGACAUUGGGGACCCGAAGAGCUAUAUCCCUUCAACAUGUUUGGACACACGGGCGCUGGAGUUCCGUUUCCACGGGGGGACAGUGGAGUCCACGCUGGUGGAAGGGGUGUCUCAUGUCAUUGUUGCUGAGGAAACCAGAAUCAUGCCAUUAAGAACUCUCAGAAGAGUCUUUACCAAGAAGUUUAAGAUUGUGGGAGAAACCUGGGUGAAGGACUGUAUCAAAGCUGGACAUUUGUUGAAUGAUAAUGACUACCUUGUUUAGCGUCUGAAGUCAGUAUGCGCAAUUACUGACUUAUGUGCAGACAAAAACUGUAAAUAGCAUGGUUUUAAUUAGGAUUUUUUUAACCUGGUAUGAUAAUAGCAUAUGAAGUACUUGCUUGAUUUUAAAAUGUUGUUUUAGCCUCCUUCUCAAGAGGUUGUUUCUUUGGAAGGCAGGAUAGGGGUUUCAUCAGACUAGUCUUGAAAAUCACUCAGAAAAAAAACGUGCAGGUAGUUAUAUUAGCAAGUUUUUGUAACUGUGUUGCCCUUGAAAGCUCCGCUUCAAUUGCCAAGUUGCUGUUGCUCCAGAUUACCUUCUGCAGGUUAUGAAGAUACAUGAAAAUGAAGUGCAUGAAGAGCUGUUCUGUCCAGGGUUGUGGAUUCACACGCAUUUGUUUCUGAAGGAAGAGUGUGAAUAUUCUGCUACUACCUUUUGCAAAUGAUACUUUUGCAAUAUAACAUGUAAUCAGUUACGCUGGCCAAAAAUGUAACAAAAAAUGGCACUCAUCAAAACAUGUAUCAUGGAUAUUUCUGGGAAAAGCUUUAAAUGAAUGUGUGUUUUAGCCAUCAAUUUGUAUUAAGAACAACAUGUGUGGUUCUGACUGUACUGUUGCAGCUAAACAGAGCUCCCGAACAAGCCUGCUAGCCUCUCAUUUUCUGCCUCACGUUUCGUGUGUCUGUCUAAAUAAAAGACAAGAUGUGGACAUAUCAAGUGAUAAUUUCAGCAUUGUCGAUUCCAUGAAUGUUACAAUGAAGCUAUGGACUAAAUCUGUCUUUUUUAACUGAGUCACUUUUUAACAGCAGCACAGUAUGUAAGCAUUUUAAGGACUUCAGGGAAGUGUAAGGUUUUGAAAAUAUUAACAAUCGUGUUGUUUGGUGGUGGAUAAAAUGUGUUUUUCUGAAAAAUAGACCUUUGUUCUUUCACUGUGUUAAGGGUCAUAGAACGGCUUGUUUAAAUGUGCAAAACCUGCAUAACAGCUCAUAUUUAACAGUGCUGACUGUGCCUUGCACAGUUAUCUUGCUGUUGCAGCACAUGCAGUAAAUCCUUAAUUGUGGGCUUUUCUGGAACAAAAAGAAUGACUAUUGUGUGUGGACAUUUUUGGACAAAUGUGAUUUCCAUGGGGUAUUAUUGUUUUAUUUUGUAGUGUAUGUUGUAAUAAAAUGAUAAUUUUU